Molecule: messenger RNA, 384 nt
Organism: Miscanthus lutarioriparius
Lineage: Eukaryota; Viridiplantae; Streptophyta; Magnoliopsida; Poales; Poaceae
Source: the annotation of a GenBank genome assembly
AUGGCGUUGUGGGACGGUAGUGGUGGCGGUGGAGCCUUUCCCGCCGCGGCGGUCUCGGCCGUGCUGGUGGCUGCGGCCGUGGCGGCGCUGCUGGGCGCCGGGGUGGCGGCCAGCAAGUUCGACGACGUGGUGCAGCCCAGCUGGGGCAACGACCGCAUGGUGUACGACGGCGACCUCCUCAAGCUCCGCCUCGACGCCAACUCCGGCGGCGGCUUCGUGUCCAGGAGCAAGAUCCUGUACGGCAAGGCCAGCGCCGACCUCAAGCUCGUGCCGGGGGACUCCGCCGGCGUCGUCGCCGCUUUCUAUGUGAGUGCAUAUUCGCAGGCACCGCAUAUUCGCAUUGCUUUGCUUCCCUUGCAUUCCUCCAUCAUGUUGUGCUACUGA